Rosa rugosa (rugosa rose) is the source of this 5065-nucleotide messenger RNA. RefSeq lists its product as uncharacterized. The transcript has 7 exons. The coding region runs from base 3027 to 4685 and encodes 552 amino acids. Lineage: Eukaryota; Viridiplantae; Streptophyta; Magnoliopsida; Rosales; Rosaceae. The record is from RefSeq and is a predicted model, not a curated record.
GAAAAAAAGAGGUUGCAGUCAAUUCUUUUGGUCUGAAGUCUUCUAUUAAUUAUUUAAUUUUUUUGUAUAUUUAAUUUGGUCAUAUUCUUUAUUAAUUAAUUAGUCUACACAUCUACCGUUCUCCAAAAUAUUUAAAAAUAUUAGCCUACUUGCAUAGUUGCAAUUGUCUUUUAGACACUACAAGCGCGUUUAACAGAUGCAUUUGAUACCAUCCUACUUUUUUGUACCGCUGCGUAUUUAUCCCCAAUAAAAGGCUUCUAUCUUCAUAUCAGUACAGAAGCUAAGCCUACAACUUACAUAAUCGAGAGCUAGAGAUAGAGAGAAAGGGAGAUCAUAAACAUGGAAGAAAUACGUGAGGCUGCUUUAGCUUACUACCAUAACUUGCCAGAAGACCUACAGAAGCUGGCAUCAGAAAAAUUCAAAGAAAUUGAUUCAAAUGGUAAUGGCACAAUAAGCAUCAGGGAAUUCAAGAAGAGUAUGGGAAGCUCUUUCGACAAUGACUCCGUGAUCAUGAAGAGAAGCUUCAAGGAGCUGGACAAGAACGGAGACGGCAAGUUGGAUUUCAACGAAUACAUCACUCUUUACUACCUUGUAGAGAGCGGUAGGGUGCUGAUUUAUUGUGCGGGCGAUGGAUGUGAGGCCGCACCUUUUCUCAAGGGACUCUAUUUUACUUGCGUCGACUGCUUCCACCAUAACAAAAAUGAAACUUUCGAUCUCUGCACCUCCUGCUACCGCAAUGCUGACUUUGUUCAUGAACACACCAACUUUGUGGAUAACCAUGUGUUACUUCGUUCCAAGGCUGCUUGUUGUGAAUCCACAUCUGAGCCAUGCUCUUCUGGGUCUGAUUCUGAGUCCAAUCAAGUUAGUCGAUCUGGAUCAAAGAGAGUGGAAGUUAAGCGAUCUGGAUCAAAGAGGAGGGCAGUAUUUGGAGCAAUCAAAUCUGGAGUGGGCGUUGCACAGGCAGUAGGAAAUGUUGCAGCUGAUGCUGCUUCAUGCAGCAUUAUGUGAUCGAUCUACAUCCAUUUGUAACAGUUUCAUCGUAUUUCAAUAAGCGUGUAAUGCAUAUUGACUUUGACUUAAUGCGUGGAGAGAAUAAGGAUUAUUAAUGUUAAUUCAUUGUGUAAAUUAUGAGAUUUUUUUUAGUGUUUUUAUCAUUUUAUCUUUGCUAGGGUUUUAAUACAUAAAGCCUUCGUGUUACAAUCUCUUAUCUUGCAAUGUGAAUGUCCCAUUACAAAAUUUUUGUCUAGAGGACUACUGUUGGUGAGGAAAAGUUCUGAUUAGGAAUUUGACCCAACAAUUAAUGCUGACUGGAGCGGGAGCUGAACCGGGGACGAUCGAGAAGCUUCUAUUUGUCGUUGACUUGAUGUUGACGAAGUGAAGACCCCUCUUGGCUUCGUAACUUGUCACCGCUCCUUGAUCCCUCUUCGUCACCUCCCUCUAUAGUCUCCCUCCGUAGUCUCCCUCCGUGACCUCCCUCCGUAGUCUCCCUCUGUAGCCUCUCUCCGCCCAGUAACUUUUCUCCGUUACCUCUCUCUGGAGUCUCCCUCCGUAACCUCCCUCUGAAGUCUCCCUCCGUAGCCUCUCUCCGUAAUCUCCUUCCGUAGCCUCUCUUCGUAAUCUCCCUCCAUAGCCUCUCUUCGUAAUCUCCCUCCGUAGCCUCUCUCUGUAAUCUCUCUCCGCUCCGUGGCCUCGUCGAGGAAGCAGAGACUCCUCUUCGCCGUUGGUGUGAAAGAGGAGGGGGGGUACUUGCAAAAGACUCUCUGAUGCCUAAGUCAGUAUUUGUCUGAGUCAAGUAUAGAAGUCUUAACUAGAGUUCGCUUUCAUACCUGGUAGUUAUGUCCCUAUUUAUAGGUGACUUACAACUUCGGCUGCAAGUAAACUUGCAUGGCAAGUUUCCAGCAACUUGGAUGGCAAGCCACCAUUAACGCCAUAUUCACUCCUGCAAUAACCGCCACUUAUUGGCAGCCAUGAUUGCCGCACUAAACGCCGCAUUGACCGUCGCAUUUACAGCUACAAUAAUAAUCACAUUUACUAUCGUCAUCGCUUCCCUUUAAUUGCCUCGAUUGUAGGGUUAAAUUGGUUGACUACCCCCACAAUGCCCCCAAAUUUUCUCCUUGGGAAUUUAUCCCAAGAGAAAAUUUCCUGAGCUCAGAUUUUUCUUCGCAACUUGUCUUCGAACUUCUUCUUUGGGCACCCUAGAUUCCUCUCUGGACGCCCACUUCUAAAAUAAGUCUUUAGAUAUGGUCUUCUAGGCCCAAUUUAGACCACUGAGGCCCACCCUGUCUCCAAGACCAAAUUCGGUCUGACCUCUCUCGGGCCCGAGCCCAAAUUUAAACCUUUUUUUUUUUUUUUUUUUUUAAUUUUAGGACGAAACGGGUGGGGUCCAACCCGGAUUCCCCUCAGUCCUACCUGGACUUCAGCUUGCCUUAACCUGGACACAUUUCAACCUGGCUCCGCUCCCAGCUCCACAGCGACCCGACUCCGACCCCAUCCAAUGCGAUUCCAACCUGACUCCGGCCUGAUUUUCCUCGAUUCCUGCUGUCAAAAUCCGGAUUUUUCUGGGUUCCGAUUUCUCCUUAAUUUGGCAUGUGAUUCGGUGCUGCUCGACCCCUAUAAAGAGGUUCCCGAUCCCGACUUGUUCUCCACACUUGUCCUUCAGACGGCCCCGGAGGCGCCUAGUUCACCGUUUCGACAGCCACACCCCGUGACCCCCGCUCCACGACUCUCUCAUACCCGGAUUUGCUUCAUCGUGCCUGACCCGAGCCGCUGCCAGCCUCGACGACGCCAACACAGCACCGCGUGGCCUGAAUGCGCUCGACUCGAACUUCUGAAUCCUUUACUCGCCGCACUACCCCUCGGACCUCCUGCUCCGGACCUUGCCCCCGCCCCGGCUCCUGGCCCUCAGGCCACGUAUAGGAAGGUCGACGCCUUCGGCCCCGUACCCAGAUUGAGUCGCCUUCCGCUAUUUGGGCCAGUGCGUCGAAUCCGAUCAAAUCAAAGCUGCCAUUUCUUCGCCUUUCGUUUCCAUGGCUCGCAUCAAAUUCACCGAUUCGACCUUACCUAAGAAAGGGAGCUCGGAGUCAAGUGGUGAACCUACGCUUUGGCAACCGACGCAUUCGAUUCUGGAGAAAUGCGCUGAAGUGUAUUCUAUCCCAAAAUCGGUCAAACUUUCAGCCGUUCCUGUAGACGCGGAUAUCUACAUGGGUAGGAAUAUUCCCAACGAUGCCUUGAUCUUGUCUCUUGAGCACUUGCGUUAUGUCAGGUUCCCUAUUCACCCUGUCUUUCAGCUCAUGUGGGCCGUACUUGGUCUACAUCCGUUUCAACUUAAUCCGAACUCCUACCUCAUGUUAUCUGCCUUUUUGAUCAUGGGUUUGAAGUGGGAAGUUUCCCUGGGAUUGUCUGAUUUCCUCUACCUCUACAAUUGCUCCAAGCUAAGCAAGUAUUUUCGGUAUUUCAAUUUCACACCUUUUCGGAAGAUGAAGGUGUUCGCAGGGAUUUCCAUUCAUGACAGUGAUUGGAAAUCUAGGGCUUUGAUGAUCUCUGGCGAUUGGCAAUCUCCUGAGCUGGACUUGCGUCCUCCGAAGGCCUUUGCAGAUGACCUCGCUUAUAAGAUUUCUCAAGCGAAGUUCGACCUUUCCCCUAGUCGCGUACAAUGGCUGGAGACUCAUCUUGUCGAGCGGGGAUGGUAUCCCUCUCAGUUCGCAACCCUAGAGAAUUUUCUUGACACAGUGUCCAAUCGUCCUUCGGCUUUGUUUGGCCCAUACCAAACACGUGUGAAUCAGUGUCUUUUAGGAAAAACGUUAGCACUCCAGGUUGCCCGCAUGGAGGGCCAUUUCUAUGUAUCCGAGCAUUGCGAACCUCUGUUCACAAAAUAUCUUGCUAUUAAGGACACAUUUAAAACGGUCGUCCCUGAUUCUGGGGUCGUGAUAGCUGGGGAGGACGACGCGGACGAAAGGUCAGAAGAGAGGGGGGAGGGGUUCAACGGCGACGAUGUAGGGGAGAGACUGCAUUCCCACGUCAUGAGGGAGUUACCCCAAAUAAUCCCCCCUCCUCGAAAAUUGAGGAAGCAGAAGGCUGAAAAUGCUCAUGACAGCAAUGACCCCUUGCAUGCUCCCUCCAUAGACUUGUCUCAUGGCGCCCCGCCGUCCUCUCCUUCUCGAGGGGGCUCACUUUCCCAAAGACCUGCCCUGGGCGAAGCCGCUGAUCCUGCUCUUCAGAGAGCUUCUUCGUCUCAAGAUGAUCCAACCGUUUUCAUGCCGCCGUCGCCACCCAAGGCUUUGGAGCUCAAAUUCAAGAAACGAGACGGCACCUAUAUCUUAGCUGGGGAGUCCCUUUCUUCCAAUGGCUUGGCGGCGUCGGCUGUGGCCAGCGCCUUUGUAUCGUCACAUCCUAAAUUAGGAGGUCAUCCCAAGAGCCCCAUGGCGCUGUGCGAUGACGUUUGUGUCUCUCAGCUUGAUGCUCUCUUGGCAUCUCAUUGCCUCUUGCGCGGCAUUGACGCUUUGCAUACCAAACAACAACAGAAACUCGACGAGGUGAAUUGUAAACUCGAGUUUAAAGAGAAAGAGCUCAAUGAUCAGAUGACAAUGGUGGAAUUGGCCUCCGUUCUUAAGGACAAGAACUACGAGAUAACGAAGCAGGAGAAUGACCUGACCUUAGUAACUCGAAGCAAAGACGAGGAGUUCUAAAAAGGUGCUGCUCAGAUGAAGCGCGUGUCAGCCAAAUACUUCCGACUCAGGUGGAAUCAGGCUCGGACCAAAGAAGACAAAAGGCGCUACGUAGGCCCUGACGAGUUUGACUGUUUUUAUGGGUUUAAUCCUAUGGGUUAUUCUCCCAUUUGUGGCAUGCGGCAGGAGAUGUCCCGUCGCCGGCCUUGAGCGCGUCUGAGGAGGAGGUGUCAUCCGCCGCUUGAGUUAGAUUGACGAUCAAUUUCUCCUCCCGUACUAUGUGGUCCUGACGGCGCUCCUUGGUUUUGGAACUUUCGAGGCUAUUCAUGUCUUACCUUACUUUUAUAUUUCAUGCUUAUGUAAUAAAAGUUGCACGAGAGACGACUACUAUUUCGUCUUCA